Molecule: messenger RNA, 750 nt
Organism: Anthostomella pinea
Lineage: Eukaryota; Fungi; Ascomycota; Sordariomycetes; Xylariales; Xylariaceae
Source: the annotation of a GenBank genome assembly
AUGACUCCCACUGAGAAGAACACGGUUGCCGGGCCUCGCAAAUCGACGCCGUCCGCCGUGUCGACGGCACUCAAGGUAGCCAUUGCCCUGCUCAUGGUCGACGCUGUCAUCGAGUUGUCCUUCAUCAGCAGCAUGGUCGCCUGGCUGAACCGCACCGUCAUCCCAAAUGUCUUCCACUUCAACUACAACGGUGAGACGUACGCGAUUUCUGGCGUCCCGAAGGACAUCCUGACCGACCAGGGACACACCAGCAAUGGCGCUGCCGGAACCGCCUUUGUGCUCAUCGGGCUCGGUGGUAUCGUGGCACUAUGGCUCCGCAGCUGGUCGCAGCACCGCGCGGGCGACUUCGCGACCUUUGGACGGAAUCUCUACUUCGUCUGGGUAGCCCUUAAUAUCCUGGCGCUUUUUCUCACAAUCGGCGCACUGGGCUACGUGUUCGCCGUCACGAACGCGCGCAAGGGACAGACCAUCGACGUCGCCGCAGCGGCGAACCUGAACGGCGCCCACCCCUACGACCUCCAGUCCUGGACGCCUCAGAGCUGGUUCGCGGCUGUGCACCGGCUCGACCUGGUUGGCUCGAGGUACGCGAUUCAGAGUCACCUCACUGUGAUGCGGGGCUGGCAGUACAACCUCAUCCCCCUGUUCCUUAUCCAGCUGGUCGAAACGGUCCUUGCCAUGUGGGACUGUCACAACUGGAGGCGGAAGACUCAGGCGGUGGAGUACCAGGGCACUUCCAAUGGGGGGUGGUAG